ACGUGCUUGACUAAACGUUUGCAGCUCUGGGUGGAGUUUUUUUAUGCAUUUGCUAAUGAGUUAGUGUUUGUCGACAGCCUAGAAGUGUGUAUAUCUAAAGAAUUCGGUUGCAGCUUUGCAACUCAGCAGUUCAAACACAAAUGAUGCAGCGGAGGCACUCAGCUACUGCCAUGGGGCGACAGCAGGACAAUGCACAUCUUUUUAAACAGUCUUCGGGCACCAGCGUGGUGGUGGACAUUGCGGUGAUGGGAGAGGCCCAUGGUAUGAUCUCGGACCUGCUGGCAGACCCCUCCCUGCCCCCGAACACCAGCAGCUCUCUGAAAGCUGUCAGCAACCUCCUCAGCACCCAGAUCAACAUCCAGCCACUCCAUCGACCUCGCAUCCCCACAGACCCCCAUGCCUGCUCCGACUCAGAGGAUGGGCCGGAAAAACCAGAGAGGCUGGCCAUCCCAAAGCGUCUCAGAAGGAGUCUGCCACCAGGGUUGCUGAGAAGAAUUUCCUCAACCUGGACCACGACCACGUCAGCAACAGGGCUGCCCACCAUCGAGCCGGGCCCUGUGCGGAGAGAUCGCUCAGCCAGCACCAAACACACUGUGGACGGUGAUUCGAGGAACAACCCGUUGAUGGUAACCAUCUCAAAGAGCCGCUCCAUGUCAGCCUCCUACACUGCCGCUGGCACUUCCAACCACCUCUACAGCAAACCACUGGGAAGACCAGGUUUCCCUCCUUCCAACGUAUCACCUCUGGGCUCUCCGUGUCCGUCUCCUCCUGUCCAGGGAACUCCCGUCUCCAGCCCAACGAUAAAGACGUGCUCAGUGCAGCUUCCCGAGCCGACCGAGCCACAGACAGAGCAGGUUCCUGUGUCUGUUGCCUCCAAGAGCCAUCACAGAGCCUUAACUCACAGCCAGAGCGCGCCAAGCUCCACCACCAUUCACUGGCGGCCUCAGUCACUCUGCGGCAGCUGCGGCAGGCCGUUCAACAAUCGGCUAAACAACGGAGUAGAAUCAGGAAGCAAAACAGACAGAAUACCCCAUCCAGAUGAGCGUGUCGUAGCUUCCUCAGACUACGACAGCACCUACGACAGCACUUACGAGACCAACCACAGUGACAGCAGCGACUUUGCACAAAAUGACGACGAGGGAGAGGGAGGCAAGAAGCCGCGUGAAGCGAGAGAUGGCUGCAGGGAGUGUCCAACAGAGGGCAUUGUUCUUCACCCACUCCUGCCGUCCCCAGAGGAAAAGUCAGUGUCUGCCCCAGAGAGUCCGGUCAUGCCGGGCCUGGAACCCCUGAUGAGUCAGCUCAACAACUGGAACUUUCCUAUUUUCAGCCUUGUGGAGAAGACCCAUGGCAAAACAGGGUGCAUCCUCAGCCAGGUUUCCUAUCGGCUCUUUGAGGACACUGGUCUGUUUGGGACCUUCAAGAUUCCCAUCAAAGAGUUUAUGAACUACUUCCAUGCCCUGGAGAACGGCUACAGGGACAUACCAUAUCACAACCGAAUCCAUGCGACUGAUGUGCUGCAUGCCGUGUGGUACCUCACCACGCAGCCUGUGCCGGGCCUGCCCACCCUGCCCACGGAGAACGGGAUACACACUGACUCGGUGGACAGCAUCACGUCUGGAGCCUCAGGGUUCCUGGCGUCCAAGAUGAGCUCUAUGCUAGAAGACGGCUACGGCUCCCUGUGCGGUCUAAUUCCCGCCCUGGAGCUCAUGGCCCUCUAUGUAGCUGCUGCCAUGCACGACUACGACCACCCUGGAAGAACAAAUGCAUUUCUGGUAGCCACGAGUGCACCACAGGCUCUUCUAUACAAUGACAGGUCAGUGCUGGAAAACCAUCAUGCGGCAGCAGCGUGGAACCUCUUCAUGUCUCGACCUGAGUUCAACUUCCUGGCUAACCUUGAACACGUGGAGUUCAAGCGGUUCCGCUUUCUCGUCAUUGAAGCAAUCCUGGCCACCGACCUCAAGAAGCACUUUGACUUCCUCGCAGAAUUUAAUGCAAAAGUGGGUGAUGAAGGAGUGUCUGGCAUUGACUGGACCAACGAGAAUGACCGAUUGUUGGUGUGCCAGAUGUGCAUCAAGCUUGCAGAUGUCAAUGGGCCCUUGAAGAAUAAGGAGCUGCAUCUGCAGUGGACAGAAGGAAUUGUGAAUGAAUUCUAUGAACAGGGUGAUGAGGAGGCAACUUUAGGCCUUCCUAUCAGCCCAUUCAUGGACCGGUCUGCCCCGCAGCUCGCCAAACUACAGCAGUCCUUCAUCUCCCACAUAGUGGGACCACUGUGCUCUUCCUACGACUCUGCUGCUCUCAUGCCAGGGCACUGGGUGGACCCGUCUGAAGAGGCGGUGGAGCUGGACGUGGAAAAGGAAGGACAAGAUACUGAAGAAGAGGACACAGCGGAUGAAGAGGCCUCCACAGGUUCCGAUGCCUCUCAGCGCCAGGAACCCAAAAAUCUGCGCAGACGGAAGGUCUUUUGUCAGAUCACACAACAUCUUCUGGAAAACCACGAAAUGUGGAAACGUGUGAUUGCAGGUGAAGCCUCAGAGGAGACCCAGGACGAAAAGGCCAACUGCUUAGGAAACCCUGUGGAUUCAAUCACAGCAAUCCGCGAGGAGGAGGAGGAGCAGACAAGCAAAGAGGAGGAGUCAGCCGACGACCUCGAUGAAGGAGAGGAGGAGGCGGCAGUGGAGGAGGAGGAGGAAGUCUUUCCACAAUCAGAGACCUCAGGAGAAAAAGAGGAAGUUCCAGAAUGAGAUUAUGAACUUGAGCCUCCUCUUAAACCAGGAAUCUUGACCAUUCUUUGAAAACGUUUGUUUCUUUCCUAACCAAACUCUUUGUAUGGUAGCCAGCACAUCACUUUGACACAACACUGUAGAAAAUGUUUUGGGUAAAACGUGCCUAACAAAAACAGGGUUGAGGACUGGGAUGGCGCAUGACUAGUAUAUCUGAUGAGGAGAUGAGCAAAAGAAGAAGAAAUAGAAGAAACAGAGUGGUGAUUGUGAAAAACGGACUAAGUUUUUUUUUUUCUUUUUUUUUUUUUUACUUUAGCAGCUGUUUUACUCUGGAUCUGCAGCCCUGCCCUCACCCAGGCUGUCCCUUGUGCACUAAUGGGCCAACAACCACUCUUCCUGCAGCUUCCAUUUUAUCAUCACACUGUGUAGCCAACCCAGCUGGCUAAAGGUGUGCAGCAAGCCCCUUCUUCAGGACAAUGGGAUGAAAGUCAGGGUAAACGCUGUCUACAGUCAUGUGGAUUAAAGGAGACUGAAGAAAGAGCCAACGGUAUUGUGUUUAAAAAAGACCAGAGGACAACACAAGUUUCACACAAUCACAUUCCACACUCCAAACAGAGAAGACGUUUGACAAAGAACCUUAUUGCUCCAAAAGCUUUAUUCUUGCUCAAGGAAAAUCCACGUCAAAUUUUAGCAUUCAUUUUCUCCCUUUUUUUUUUUUUUUUUUUGGUUACUCAGUCCACACAGACACCGACGUGUUUUCAGGCUGAACAACUCAGGAAGGCAGAUUUAGAAUAACAAAAGGGACUUCCAACGUCCUUGUCCUUGUAUUUUUCUCUCUUCCUUCUUUUAUUUGUUUAGUUAAAGUAGCAUUGCGCAAGUUUAAAGGUAAAAAAAAUGUUCCUUCCCCAUUCAUGCCCUUACAAUUACGCGUCGUGUAAAAUGAGUUUUCCUCUAUUUACUGCAGUGGCCUCUAUAGGCUCCAUUAGUCAGUUCAUGAGAGUGAUUCAGGCCAAAUCCUCUGGGCAUGUUCAUGAGUGUGACGCACUGCGCGCUCUCGUUCACUUGGCAACCUUGUUGAAUCUCUGCCGCUGGUGACGCAUUAGGGAGAGAACAUGGCCUAACUUCAAUAUUUAUAGCUUUCUUACCCAAGAAGACAUUACACCUCUAAACAAAAUACCUGUGCAGUCG
Fundulus heteroclitus (mummichog) is the source of this 3908-nucleotide messenger RNA. RefSeq names its product cGMP-inhibited 3',5'-cyclic phosphodiesterase A. Gene Ontology annotation, molecular function: 3',5'-cyclic-AMP phosphodiesterase activity. Lineage: Eukaryota; Metazoa; Chordata; Actinopteri; Cyprinodontiformes; Fundulidae. The transcript has 15 exons. The coding region runs from base 141 to 2741 and encodes 866 amino acids. Gene Ontology annotation, biological process: positive regulation of oocyte development; oocyte maturation. The record is from RefSeq and is a predicted model, not a curated record. Gene Ontology annotation, cellular component: cytosol.